UUUAUCAUCACAUUAUAGUGUAGCAGGAUAUACAAGCAGGACGCUUUCAGUUGUCGGUUGACAUCGUAACGGUUCGCAAGAUUAAAGUGGUUCUAUUACUUUUAUUCAGCAGUCGAUCAUCUCUUCAUUACAAAGAGAUACACUGAGGACAACGCCAAGCAAGAAUGGCACUGACGUUAGCACUACCCUUAUUCGGACUAGACCCAGAGCAUUUUUCUGCCCUCAGCAUGAAGCUUCUUAAUAUUGAACGUGAACAAAAUAUGAGAAAUUUGUCCGAUUCUGGACGAACUUCUCCAAGUACCGGAAGUGAAUCUAGUGGCAUCAGCAGUCUUGCAACAUCUGCCGAAUCGGCAUCAGUUGAAUUAACGCCGAUUUCAUCAAGACCAGAGACACCCACUAGAGCUCCGUCCAAAAGCCAGGAGAAGACUGUUCGCGUAGUAUACGGAGGUCGCGAUAUAUUGAAUUUGGGAGCGAAUAUCAGACCGUCAUUCGACUGGCAAAUGAGAGAUCGAACAUUGUCCCGACAUAACAUUCAAGAUUUUAUAACUAAUCGUCUGGUGUAUCAUCGAUUGCGUGAGCAGCCGCUUACCAAAGAUUAUCUAACUUCAUAUAGAACUCCGAUGAUUAAAAUUUCAUCUUACAGAAACGUUGCAAUGAAUGUGAAUUUUGCGAACCGUCAUCUAUCUUCUGAUAUCGACUUAACCGUAACGAAACGAUUAACGACAACAAGUCCUGCGUACAACGUUAUGGAUAACUGAACUGUGAUAGACCGGAUAAGCGGCAGCCGGAUGGAGACGUACCGUAAAUCGAGGAACGUAUGGAGAAACGUAUGAAUCUAAUAUUUAAGUUACCCGAAACGCAACAUAAACCAUGAAUAUUGAAAUAAUUGAAAUAUUCGCGUAAAUUAUUAAUUGGUUUAAUUUAUUAUUGAUGAAUUAAACUAGAAAGGGAUAUUUAAAAUCUAAAUUAUGUAAAAGGUAUACGUUCCCUUGCCGGAUACGGGCUGCAGUAGUUAUUAGUUCUCCUACUUGUGACAUCGUAACAUGAGGUAUUAUUACAUAAAUUAAUGAGUUUUGUAUCAGAAUAGAAAUAAUCGGGAGUCAUCUAAUGUCUCUGUUGUCUAAAUUUUAGACACUCUAUAUAUAUAUAUAUAUGAUUUUAUAAUUUUUAUGAUACGGUGCGAAAUUAACUCUCUCUCUCUCUGCUAAAGUUAAUAUACUUCAUUUUACGACGUCACUUUUUUUUCAAUUAUAUAGUGUAUACGUAUUUAAUUCGGACGAAUGACGAUCUCGCAUAUAAGAAUAUCGGCGUCUUACAAAACUGUCCGAGCAUAAAGUAUCGUGUGACUUCAUCGAAUAAUAUUAAUUUUUUAUACACGAUAUGACACAAGAUCUGUAACAGAUUGAACAUUUAAUUACAGAUUGAACAAAAAAGACCGCAAGUUUAUAACUCGCAGUCAUGUGUACGGAAAGUUGCAUGUCGCUUAAAAACUUUUCUUUAUGUAUUCUUUACACAAAUUUAUUAAUUUCAAGAUAUAUCUCAUUAUCCUAUUGUAAAGAUCGUCAUUAUCACCGACGAUCAUUAUUUCAUUUUUGUAACAACCGUAAACAAAUGCCGUUGCGCUUCGUAGAGCAUCGUUAGCGAAUGACGUACCGAUAGAUGUAUCGCGUUUCAUGUAUUCAUUUCAGUAUUCAUGAACGAUCGGCAAUUUCUUAAAACAGCCGAAAAUCAGUUCUUACAUUUUCGCGGUAAAUGUAGUACCUGCUCGUAGGAUAUAAAUACGUAUUUCUACGACGGCAUUGCAUAUAUAUAUAUAUAUCUUGACCAUUGUUUAUAAAUACAUGAUAAACAAUAUUUUAUAUACCUCAAUGUUGCAUUAUUAA
Messenger RNA from Acromyrmex echinatior (Panamanian leafcutter ant), 1883 nucleotides. RefSeq lists its product as uncharacterized. NCBI's taxonomy places the organism in Eukaryota, Metazoa, Arthropoda, Insecta, Hymenoptera, Formicidae. The record is from RefSeq and is a predicted model, not a curated record.